UGUAAAUCAGGUGCUCUUGCGAGUGCUCUCAUCUGGCUCCGCUUGGCACCUGGGCCAGGUAUGAACAGGGAGUCAGACGGUUGUAGAUCGAGUCUGGAGAUAAGAGGAAGGGCAAGACAACCCGGAUUAAGUGUGUGCAGUUCAAACAGAGCAGGAGCUGGGAGCAGUGGGUGACGAUACAUCUGCCGACGCCUGGGGAAGACAGAAUAGUACUCCGCUGCUCUGCACAGUUGCAGUUGAUGUAGCUCCUGAAUAUGGUUUGCGUGCUAGACUGGGUGAAUAAAGCCCACCACUCGUCUCCUGUCACCUGCAGUUAACUCUUACCUGUCCGACAAAAGCGGAAGCCGAGUCUUUAGUGGAGGGGGGGGGACAUUAGAGUAGACAUCUUGCGUGGGCGAUGUCUAACACACCCAGACGAAGAAGGUCCCGGUCCUUCUCGAAUGACUCUGAAGAGGCCAGUGGGCUGCUGAUGGAGCCAGAACAGGAAGACCUGGACUGGGAUAACUUUAGUAUGACUCUGGAGGAGCGAUUAGCUGCUGAGCAAGAGAGCCUGCAGGACAUGGAAGAGCGCUGCAACCAGCUGGCCAAGGCCAAACGUGAGCUGGAGGACCAGGUGGCAGGCCUGAGCGAGCGGCUAGAGGAGGAGGAGGGCUGCGCGGCUCUGCUGGCGGCGCAGAAGCAGCGGCUGGAGGCGGAGUGCUGCAGCCUGAAGCAGGACCUGGAGGAGCUGGAGAACACGCUGAGCUCUGUGGAGAGGGACAAGCAGUCUUCAGAUUCAAAUGUGCAGAAAUUUACAGCGGAGCUUUCGCAGAGGGAUGACAUCAUACAGAAACUGCAGAAGGAGAAGGAACGUCUUGUAGAACUCACUCAGCAAGCCAUAGAAGACCUGCACUCGGAAGAAGAUAAAGUAAACCACUUAACUAAGGAGAAGGCCAAGCUGCAGAUGCAGGCAGAAGAGUUGGAGUACCUUCUUGAGCAGGAGACGAAGCAGAGGAGUGAUGUGGAAAAGAGCCACCGGAAGCUGGAGGGGGACAGCAGGACUACAGUAGAGAGCCUCAGUGAGCUGGAGAAGAUGAAGGCAGGUCUGGAGGACAUCAUUAAGAAGAAAGAACUGGAGAUCAGUUCCAUAACAGAAAAACUUGAAGAGGAGGAAACUCUUAAUGUCAGCCUACAAAGGAAGAACAAGGAGCUGCAGGUGCGGAUUGAGGAACUAGAAGAGGAACUGGAGACAGAAAAAGCCAUGAGGGCAAAGGUGGAGAAGCAGCGGUCUGACCUCACGCGGGAGCUGGACGACCUGACUGAUCGCCUGGAGGAGGCAGGAGGGGCCACAGCAUCCCAGAUUGAGGUGAAUAAGAAGCGUGAAGCAGAGCUGAAGCGACUGCGUCGUGAGCUGGAGGAGUCCUCACUGCAAUCGGAGGCACUGGCGGCGACCCUGAGGAAGCGGCACAGCGAUGCACUGGCCGAGCUCAACGAGCAGUGCGAAAGCCUGCAGAGGACCCGUGCCAAGCUGGAGAAGGAGAAGCAGAACCUGCUCCUUGAGCUGGAUGACCUCACCACUAACAUGGAGAAUCUGCAGAAGGCCAAGGUCGCUAGUGACAACCAGCUGCGGAAGCUUGAAGAAAUUCUGUCUGAGGCCAACUUCAAGAAUGAGGACCUGCAGAAGGGGCUGUCGGAAUCAAACAUUGGCAAGAACCGGCUCACAGCUGAAAAUAAUGACCUCAGUCGACAACUGGAAGAGGCAGAGAACCGGUCCCUCCAGAUGAACCGGGCCAAAGCCCUGUUGACGUCCCAGUCUGAAGAGCUCAAGAAGCAGCUGGAAGAAGAGUUAAAAUUGAAAACAGCGCUAGGACACAGUUUGGCUGGACUGAAACAGGAGUAUGAGCUGCUGAAGGAGCAACUGGAGGAGGAGCAGGAGAGCAAGCUGGAGCUACAGCGACAGGUCUCUAGGCUGAACAGCGAGGUCACUCACUGGAGGACACGCUACGAGGCCGAAACCAUUCAGCACACGGACGAGCUUGAGGAUGCCAAGAAGAAGUUGUCGUCACGGCUACAGGAGGCCGAGGAAGCUGUUGAAGCUACUCAGGCUAAAUGCUCUAGCCUGGAGAAAACCAAGCAAAGGUUACAAGGGGAGGUGGAGGACCUUUGCUUAGACCUUGAGAAGGCAAGCAGCUCUGCAACGUUACUGGAUAAGAAGCAGCAUGUGAUGGAGAAGCAGCUCUCUGACUGGAAACAGAAGUGCGAAGAGCUGGUGGCGGAAGUAGAGGGCUGCCAGAAGGAGGGCCAGCAGCAUGCAGCUGAGCUCUUCAAGCUGAAGACAGCCUACGAGGAGAACCUGGAGCAAGGGGAGGCCCUCCGGAGGGAGAAUAAAGCCUUCCAGGAGGAGGUAGCUGAUCUCAAUGACCAGCUGGCUGAUGUCGGGAAGAGUGUCCAUGAGCUGCAAAAAGCCAAGAAGAAGAUGGAGAUGGAGAAAGAGGAGCUACAAGCCUCACUUGAGGAGUCUGAGGCUGCACUGGAGGCAGAGGAGACUAAGGUACUUCGUCUGCAGCUGGAGCUAUCCCAGGCCAAGGGGGACCUGGAGCGUCGGUGGCAGGAAAAAGAGGAGGAGUUAGAAGCAGCCAGAAAAGGCCACCAAAGGGCACUGGAGUCCCUGCAGGCGACUCUGGACACUGAGGUGAAAGGUCGUACGGAAGCUGCCCGGGUGAAAAAGAAACUGGAGAGUGACCUCAAUGAGCUGGAGCUCCAGUUGGACCUACUGACUAAGAACAACGGGGAACUGAUGAAAACUAUUAAGAAGAUGCAGCUGCAGAUUAAAGAUCUCCAGACCCAAGUAGAGGAAGACGCACGGCAGCAGGAGGAACUGCGAGAGGAGCGUGCCCUGCUGGAGCGUCGCUGUGCCACGUUGGCGACGGAGGGCGAGGAGACUCGUGCUGGUGUGGAGGCCGCAGAGAGGGCCCGCAAGUGCCUGGAGACCGAAUUGCUGGAAAUGACCGAAAAGUACAAUGAAAUAAGUAACCAGUUCCAGUCCGCUAACAAUGGCAAAAGAAAGCUAGAGGCAGACCUUCAACAGAUGACUCAAGACCACGAAGAGCUAUUGGGCAGCGUGCGGGCUUCAAAUGACAAGGCCAAGAAGGCCAUGUGUGAGGCCAGCCGACUGGCAGAGGAGUUGCGGCACGAGCAGGAGCACACGUUGCAUUUGGAGAGGGUGAAGAAGGGCCUGGAAGCCCAGGUCAAGGACAUGACGGCUCGGCUGGAUGAGGCCGAGCAGCUGGCACUCAAGGGGGGGAAGAAGAUCAUCCAGAAGCUAGAAGGGAAGGCAAAAGAGCUGGAGUUGGAACUGGACACGGAGCAGAAGAGGCAUGCUGAGACAGUGAAAACGUUACGCAAGAACGAGCGGCGCCUGAAGGAGCUGCUCUUCCAGUCCGAGGAGGACCAGAAAAACCAGCAGAGGAUGCAGGAGCUGGUGGAGAGGCUGCAGAACAAGAUGAAGGCCUAUAAGAGACAAGUGGAAGAAGCGGAAGAGCAAGCCAACAUGAAUCUGGCGAAGUACCGGAAGACGGUUCACGAGCUGGAUGACGCAGAGGAGCGAGCAGACAUUGCCGAGUCAGCACUAACGAAGAUCAGGACAAAAAGCAGAGGAAGCUUCAGCAAGGGCUACUCCUCUGGCUACAGCACCCCCUUCCCUGGGAUGGUCAGGUCACCCAGCUCUGCUGGAUCAGAGGGCAGAGGAGAGAAGAUCAUCCAUGAUGACGAGUCUGUCAGCUCCCUCAUCCCAGCUUAUCUGAACUCCCUGAAGAAGCUGAUGAUUGAUGAUUGAGUAUCAGUUAUGAAUGUUAUAGGAAAAUAACUGGCGAACACAUUUUGUUGCUUCUUUUUAUAAUUCAAAAUGAUUUCAGUGUUUCAGGUGGGUUUUUUUGUGUAAGAAAAUAUAUGGUGUAUUAUGAAUUAGUACAUGGCUGGACAGUACAGUUAUGCUUAUUAAGUGUUAUACAGUAAAUAAUUAGCAAUCCAAAUCAAAAUAGGCUCUCAUGGCUGGAAGCCUUUCUGUAAUUCCCCUAAGAAAGGUGCUUAAUCUGAGUGGCUCACUAAGCGUUUUGUCUCCUGAGACAGCAAAUGGAGAUGGAAUGGACAGUCUAUUAGCUCUCUUCGGAUACAGUAGGCUGGGCAGUUGGAUGAAACCUCCAAUACUGCUGUCAAGGAUGAAUUGACAGGAAAACGGGAACAUUCCUGAAAAAGUGCUACUUUAUAUCUUAUCAGUCAUUGACUGAUUACAAGUGUUCCAUCCCUCGGAACAUCCCUACCCUCCCCCAUUGUCAUAGGCUCCCAUCCAUCCUUCCGUUCACCCAUCUCCUGUAACUACUUGUCCUAUUCAGGGAUGAUGGGGGCCCAAACCUAUUGGCACAAGGCAGAGAAUAAACUAGGAUGGGGUGCCGACCCAUCGCAAAGCACACUCACGCAUGCACACCUAAGAACAAUUUGAUUAAAAUAAACCUCAACAUGUUUUUGUACCUGGAUGAAACCCCAUGAUGACACGGGGAGAUCAUGCAAACUCCAAACACACGUAGGCGUGGGGGAGCCUUGAGCUCUGCUCCUAGAGGCGCGUGGCUGCAGCGCUGACCACUGCGCUGCCUUGCCGCCCCUCGUAGACUCAUACGUAAAUUUAUAAUCAAGGGCGGCAAGUAGGUAAAAACUGUACUUGGCUAAUACAGUAAAACUGUCACCUGUCACUCAAUGUCAAUUGAUAAAUACAUUUACUCUGGACUGUGAACCUUUGUUUUUAAUAAUAAAAGUCUUUUUCUUUAUCUUA
Molecule: messenger RNA, 4804 nt
Organism: Brienomyrus brachyistius
Lineage: Eukaryota; Metazoa; Chordata; Actinopteri; Osteoglossiformes; Mormyridae
Exons: 23
Coding region: 398-3814 (1138 amino acids)
Cellular component (GO): myosin complex
Source: RefSeq, a predicted model, not a curated record